Messenger RNA from Dinoponera quadriceps, 963 nucleotides. RefSeq lists its product as uncharacterized. Gene Ontology annotation, molecular function: nucleic acid binding. Lineage: Eukaryota; Metazoa; Arthropoda; Insecta; Hymenoptera; Formicidae. The coding region runs from base 169 to 675 and encodes 168 amino acids. The transcript is spliced from 2 exons. The record is from RefSeq and is a predicted model, not a curated record.
GUGGGGUAGGACUUCCCAUUUCAACGUUUCCAAUAAUUUUGCAGAAAAUCAUUUUGAUUGAUAAAAUGGAAUUAACACGAGAACAUUAUCGAGCCAUGAUUUUCUAUGAUUUUAAAGAGGGGCUGACUCAACAACAGUGCUCGCAAAAAAUGAAGCGAUUGUUUGGCGAUGAAGCACCAUCCUUGGCAACUGUCGAACGGUAGUUUAACGAAUUCCAGCGUGGACGUGUUUCGCUCAAAGACGAGCAUCGUGAAGGGCGGUCUGCCACUGCAGUCACUGCAGAAAACAUCGACGCUGUGCACCAUGAUAGAGGCAGAUAACCACUGCACAUUCAGGGAUAUUCAGGUAUCCUUAGGCAUAAGUAUGACCCAAAUCAAAAUCAUCUUACAUGAUCAUCUUGCCGUAGGUAAGCUUUGUGCUCGAUGGAUAUUACACAAUUUAACGCAAGCUCAAAAGAAAGCGCGUGUGGACUGGUGCAAGAAAAUGAUCAAGAAAUUUAACCGAGGUCAGACAAAAUCAAUGUUUAACAUCGGAACGGGUGACAAAACUUGGAUUUAUUGUUACAAGCAAGAAAGUAAGCGACAAUCGGCUCAGUGGAUCUUUCAAGACGAAGAGAAACCUACGAAAGUGAAACGCGGACGAAGCUGGCAUGAAAAUGGUGGCUUCUUUCUUUAGACGCACGGGUCAUGUUGCCACUGUUCCAUUAGAGGACCGCCGUAUAGUCAAUGCCAAAUGGUACACCAGCAUUUGUUUGCCAACUGUUUUCGGAAAAGUACGUGAGAAACGACUAAGAGGGCGAAUCCUGUUGUAUCAAGACAAUGUACAAUCACAUAAUAUAGCUCAAACAAUAGAGUUUUUGGCCGUUUCAGGAGUGGAAGUGAUGACUCACCCGCCUUAUAGUCCCGACCUAGCACUUUAUGACUUUUUCCUUUUUUCAUUCAUUAAAGAAAAAAACGCGUGGAU